This is a messenger RNA of Bipolaris oryzae ATCC 44560, 597 nucleotides long. RefSeq lists its product as uncharacterized. The record is from RefSeq and is a predicted model, not a curated record. The transcript has a single exon. NCBI's taxonomy places the organism in Eukaryota, Fungi, Ascomycota, Dothideomycetes, Pleosporales, Pleosporaceae. Bases 1 to 597 code for a protein of 198 amino acids.
AUGAUCCAAAUCCACUCCACAAAACACGAACCCGACCCAACCCUCGCCCACUCCUUCCUCAUCAGCCUUCUCAUACUCCACACCAUACCAUGGCUACGACGUACCUGCCGCCUCAGCAGAUUAACAUCAUACCUCUCAAACUUGUUAAAAUCACUCCUCAGACCCACCCCCUCCAGCCCCAUCCUCCCAAACCCCAUCCGCCCAAGCCCCUCCCCCCCAGACACCGCCCUCCACAACGGCAUCCCAUACAUCUCCCUCACCAGCGCCUACCACCAUACGCUCCGACAAUCCUGGACCAACGAUCCCACAAAACUCUACCUCGAAAGCUGCUUCAAUCCGCACUCCCAUGUCAAUCUCGCCACUGACUACGGUAUCGAGGGGUUGUGUCCGGUUGUGAAGGCUACGGAGGGGGAUAGAUUUAUAUUGAGGGAUGGGGAGCAGAAGUAUUAUCUUUGGGAUGGGUGGAGUGGGGAGUUGAGGCGGUUUAGGGAGAGGUGGACGGAGGGAUGUAGGGAUAAGGAGGAGGUGGUGAAGGGGAUUGUGUGCGAGAUGACGUGGGCGGAGUCGGAUACGGAAGUUGUGCGUAGGGGGAGGUGA